AUGCUCGUCGGCGACAGCCUCGACUUGACAGCGGGGACGCCCAAUGACCUAGCGACCCCCUCACCCAUGGCUCUGCCCCUACCACCUCAAGCCUCGCCCUCGCCCUCGCCCUCAUCCUACCCAGACCCUCCCUCUCCCCCGCCUCUGUCUCUCACGCUUCUACCACCCCAGCCACCGAUGCUCGACCUGACCCACGACGAUGUCACCGACGACGACGACAAGACCAUCUCUGGGCCAGUGACCCCCGUCGAAAGCCCCCACAAGCCAGCUCCCCCGAGUCCUCCAGAAUGCAAGACGCCCCAGCAUCCCGCAACGCCUCGUCCCGUCAUCAGCACACCGCCGCCUCCGCCGCCGCGCACCCCUCCUGCGCCCCAGUUCCACCGGCCCCCACGUCCGCGCGACGUCUCCGAGCCACUACGCGAGCUGACCGCACCCUUACCGCCCACCCCGCCGUCCAAGCGUGACCUCGUCCUCGCCCGCCUGGCAAACCCCGACCGCACACCGGCCCAAGAGCGCAACUACUACUUUUUCAUCGGGCGUACCUGCUGCCCGCCCUUUCUCUUUUCCAAACGGCAGCCGUGGAUCGCGCCGCUCGAGAACGGGCGGUGGGCGUGGACCGGCAAGGUGGACGAGGUGGGGUACAUGCGUGAAGUGGGCGAGGGAUCGGGUACACUUGGAGUCGAGGGGAGUGGGCUGAUGGGUGUGCUUGACGGUGUGGAGGGUCCCGAUGGAGUCAAGGGCCGCUGGGUCAUGAACGACCAAGCCGGGUUGGUGUGGGUGGCCAAGGGCACGAGCCGGGACAAGACCGUCAAGGCGGCGGCGAGGAAGCGCAAGGCUGACAAGUACGAUGACGAUGACGACGAUGACAUGGACGGCCACGAGUGCACGUGUAAGCGGCAGCGGCCCGACGGUGCACCCGUCAACGGCAAGAACCCGAGCAACGACGUGCCCCGCAGCGCGCCACACGAGAAGCCAUUUGUCCAGCCCACAUUCGGCAACUCGCGAGGCUGGACAACAGCGCAAGAGCGUGCGCUCUGGCGCAUGCAGCUCAUUUACGGCGAGGGUAAGAACUGGCCCGCGGUGGUUCAUGCUGUAGGGCAGGCGGGGCACGCAAAGACCCAGCAGGAAUGUUCCAAAAAGUGGACACGUAUCAAGCACAGCGUGUUUGGAGCAGCCAAGUUGUGA
Molecule: messenger RNA, 1185 nt
Organism: Apiotrichum porosum
Lineage: Eukaryota; Fungi; Basidiomycota; Tremellomycetes; Trichosporonales; Trichosporonaceae
Exons: 3
Coding region: 1-1185 (394 amino acids)
Source: RefSeq, a predicted model, not a curated record